AUGAAAGAUUCUAGUUUAAAUUCUCCUAGAUAAUAAGACUUAGAAUAAUUGGAUCCAAUAUUGACAUCAGGUGCAUUUAGAUUUAAGACGCAUCAUAAUUUGGGAGAGAAAUAAAUUCGAUAAAGAUAAAUAUCUAAAUAGAAUGAUGAUGAUUUUAGAGCAUUUUCUGAAUUAAAUGAAGAUGAUGAAGUAAAAUAAUCUAGUUCGGAUGAAGAUUAGAAUAAAAAUCAUGAAUUAACAUCUAAUAAAUAACCAUGGUAUUUUAAAUCAGCGGUUCCUAUUAUAAGUAGUAAGAAUUCAGAGAAGAAAUGGGAAACUCAUAGUGAAAUAAAAAAACAUCAUAAGAAUAAAUCUUCGUUUGCUUCUAUUUCCUCAGAAUCCAGUUUCAAUAGAAUGGGUAUGAUGACAUUAAAAGAAGAGUUUCAAAACAUCUAUUAAUAGUAAUAAUUAGAUGAAGAUAUCAAAGAAAAAGAUACUGAAAUGAAUGAUAGUGAUGAUAUUCCAUAAUUAAUUUAACAAGAAUCAAUCAUUUAAGAUUCUACUAUUAUUAUAGAUAAAAAAUCAUAAUAAUUAAAUAAAUCAAAAGAUGAAAUUGAUACAAUAUCAGAACCUAUUAAAAGUGAUCUUUAUAAAAAUUUAAAAAUAGCAGGUGUUUUACUGACUACUUGUGGAAUAGCAGGAUGGCUUUAUAGAAAAUAUUUUUGA
Molecule: messenger RNA, 705 nt
Organism: Paramecium sonneborni
Lineage: Eukaryota; Ciliophora; Oligohymenophorea; Peniculida; Parameciidae
Source: the annotation of a GenBank genome assembly